Messenger RNA from Cornus florida, 1637 nucleotides. Its product is annotated as methylthioribose-1-phosphate isomerase-like. The record is from RefSeq and is a predicted model, not a curated record. The transcript has 10 exons. NCBI's taxonomy places the organism in Eukaryota, Viridiplantae, Streptophyta, Magnoliopsida, Cornales, Cornaceae. Gene Ontology annotation, molecular function: S-methyl-5-thioribose-1-phosphate isomerase activity. Bases 155 to 1300 code for a protein of 381 amino acids.
CUUCCACACUUCCGCUUUAGCAUCGGUGGCCUCGACUUCUGAGUUUUGAUUUCAUUCAGCCGUGAAAAGGUUGCGAGAAAGUGGAAAUUAGGGUUUUAUUAGUAGAGUUUCAGUCUCUUGUAGGGUUCACAUAGCAGCUGAUCAGUUCCAAUCAAUGGCAACUGAUUCGAGCUUCCUUGAUGGACCUGAAAAGGACUCCUCUCUUCAGUCUAUCUGCUAUAAGCGCGGUUCACUUCAGCUACUCGAUCAGAGGAAGCUUCCCCUUGAAACCACUUACUUGGAUAUUCGAGAUUCAACAGAUGGAUGGACUGCAAUAAGAGAUAUGGUGGUCCGUGGGGCACCUGCAAUUGCUAUAGCUGCAGCCCUUUCUCUGGCAGUGGAAGUGUGUAACUUGGAAGCUUUUAAUGGGACAUCCAAUCAUGCAGCAUCUUUCCUGUCCAACAAAUUGGAAUAUCUUGUCUCUAGCCGACCAACUGCUGUGAAUCUUUCGGAUGCUGCAACAAAACUUAAAGAAGCCAUAUCAAAGGCAGCUGCAAAUGCAUCAGAAGCUAGGACUGUCUUUCAGGCUUACAUUGAAGCUGCUGAAAUAAUGCUUAAGGACGAUGUUGCCUCAAAUAAAGCAAUCGGGUCCUAUGGUGCUAGUUUUAUUCAGUGCCAGCUCAAAGAUGCUAAGAGGCUGUCUAUUCUGACUCAUUGCAACACUGGCAGUCUUGCUACUGCUGGAUAUGGUACUGCACUGGGUGUGAUCCGUGCACUUCAUGCUGAAGGAGUUCUCGAGAGGGCUUACUGUACGGAAACACGUCCAUUCAACCAAGGAUCCAGACUGACAGCUUUUGAGUUAGUCCACGAUAACAUCCCCGCUACUCUUAUAGCAGAUUCUGCUGCAGCUGCAUUAAUGAAAGCUGGACGUGUGAAUGCUGUCAUUGUUGGAGCAGAUCGUGUGGCUUCAAAUGGUGAUACUGCUAAUAAGAUCGGGACAUACAGUCUUGCCCUGUGUGCGGUUCGUCAUGGUAUUCCAUUUUAUGUGGCUGCACCAUUGACUUCCAUAGAUCUCUCUCUUUCUUCUGGACAAGAAAUUGUUAUAGAAGAAAGAUCUGCAAAGGAACUGUUGAACUCACGUGGAGGACUUGGGGAACGAGUUGCCGCGUCUGGAAUCUCAGUUUGGAACCCAGCAUUUGACGUUACCCCAGCUAAUAUAAUAAGUGGUAUUAUUACUGAAAAGGGUGUCAUCACAAAGACUGGCAGUGAUGCAUUUGACGUAAAGAGUUUUAUAGGAAAAACACACUGCAUUUCACAAUAGGAGAGGGAUAGGUGCGACUCUGAUGAUAUCCAUCAGGCUGAAAUCUAAUUUACAUAGCAUGGAAUCUGACGUAUUGUUGUACACUAGUAAGAUGAGAACUGCAAUCUGGUUUAUGAGAGUUACAGGAAUGAGGUGUGCUUGGCUGGGUUUUGCUUUGUCUCCCUCCAUUUUUUUGGAUAAUUUAGCAGGGUUCAAGUUAACGUCACUAAAACAAAGAAUCAAAAGAACAUGGAUUUUUUACUCUCUUGUCAGGAACUUGAUUACCAGCCAAUUUGCCAAAAGAACUAUGGUGAUUGUUUGGAAAUUACGGCAAUUUACCAUCGUUAUUUUGUUUCAA